GUCUUUUCCUGCGUUUGGGGGAAAGCGAACACACAAUGUUCGUUUCCUAAAUACGGGAUGUGCUGUGUGGCUGGCAGGUCAUUUUCCACCAUGUCACAUCCUUCUGGUUGAAGGCAGCAGGGGUUAGGACAGGAAACGGCAAAUUCUCAGAAUGAGACAAGGCUUUCCCAGGGCAGUCAUUGGUUCUCUGGGACUAUAAAACAUGCUCAUCCAGAAACAGCCUCAGAUUUUUCUUUCCUGGAGAUAGCCAGAAGUGAAUGGGCAUGGAGCGGCCUGCGGCCCGGGAGCUGCAGGGCGCCGACGCGCUGCGCCGCUUCCAGGGGCUGCUGCUGGACCGCCGCGGCCGGCUGCACGGGCAGGUGCUGCGCCUGCGCGAGGUGGCCCGGCGCCUCGAACGCCUCCGCCGGCGCUCCCUGGCGGCCAACGUGGCUGGCAGCUCGCUGAGCGCCGCGGGCGCCGUGGCAGCCAUCGUGGGGCUCUCGCUCAGCCCGGUCACCCUGGGCGUGUCGCUGGUGGCGUCGGCCGUGGGGCUGGGGGUGGCGACCGCCGGAGGGGCCGUCACCAUCACGUCCGACCUCGCCCUGAUCUUCUGCAAUUCCCGGGAGCUGCGCAGGGUGCAGGAGAUCGCCGCCACCUGCCAGGACCAGAUGCGCGAGAUCCUGAGCUGCCUCGAGUUCUUCUGCCGCGGCCAGGGCCGCGGGGACCGCCAGCUGCUGCAGUGCGGCCGGAACGCCUCCAUCGCCCUGUACAACUCUGUCUACUGCGUCGUCUUCUUCGGCUCACGUGGCUUCCUUAUCCCCAGGCGGGCGGAAGGGGCCACCAGGGUGAGCCAGGCUGUGCUGAAGGCCAAGAUUCAGAAACUGGCGGAGAGCCUGGAGUCCUGCACCGGGGCCCUGGACGAACUCAGCGAGCAGCUGGAGUCCAGAGUCCAGCUCUGCACGAAGGGCGGCCGUGGCCGCGACCUCAAGAUCUCUGCUGACCAGUCCGCAGCGCUGUUUUUCUGAGAACAUCCUUUCCCUUCAUGACCGAGGCCAAAAACCAUCCCCAUGGGAUGCUCUAGAUUUGUAGCUCCCUCAGGAAAACAACACCAAGUUGGAUGAGGAGCGGAAUGCAAAGGAUGAGAAAGACUGUUCUUGAAACUGGGGGGAAGGAGGGAGUGCCCAGAGCCCUUCUUUUCCUAUCACCGUGGCAUCCUGCCUGGGGUUGUGUGCUAGGGACUUUUUACUUGCCUAAUCCUAUGGGCUAUGUGAACUGAAAACUCUUGUUCUUUAUCAAAACCGUUCAGUUGCCACACUGGUGGGCGCCCCUGUAUUAAAGUUGACUCAGGGUCCUUGCCCCAGCCCUGGUGGUUUGAGCAGAGGUUGGGGAGGCUGUGUGUGAGGCCACCCUCUGGGGCCUCUCCAAGCCCCACUAGGCUCUGAGGUCCUCAAAAUGAGGAGGAGACACUAGCUUUUAAAACUUCUCUUCCAGAGUUUCUGAGUAUAAACAACUCCAGAGUCCGGAGCAAAUCAGGUCCCUCUGAACUGUGUAGCAGGGUUCAGGACCCAAGAGGGGCCUCUCCCAUUCUCACACUCUUCCUUCCACCCUCUGGGUGCCUGCUCUCAAAUCCAGCCUGGGGCAGAGUGGGUAUUUCUGAAGGGCUUCAUAGCCAGACCUCCGGAUAUUCUGGGAGGGAAACCGAGUAAACGGUCAUCUGAAUCCCACCCCCUUGCAACAAGCCGCUGAGGCCAAGGACGAUGAAGUGAUGCACAACCUUCCUUACCCGCAUCCUAGUGCACAGAAGAGAUCAGUGGCUUUGAGUUAGUCCUGGGUUUAUUAUAGGCUCUGUCACUACUGUGGGACCUUGGCCACUUAAUUUCUCUGAGACUUGGCUUCCUGGUCUGUGAAACAGAUGCUAAAGUCACCCUGUUUUAAGGUAUUGAGAUGAAGUGCCAAGCACAGUGUCUGACUCAGGAAGUGUGUGCCCCCCUCCCCCUGUCCGACUGGCAACAUUAGCAUCACCUGGGAGCUUGGUAGAAAGGCAACUUCUUGGACUCAACAGUCGACUUAAGGAAUCAGAAACUCUGGAGGUGGGGCCCAGCAGCCUGUGUUUAAAACAAGCCCACAGGGGAAUCCUGAUAUCCACUAAGUUUUGAAGAGUACUGCAACAGAUGUUGUUGGUUUCUGAUCCCCUCGUGGGCGUUCAUGAAGUCUCACGGCCUCUCCAGGGGCUCCAUGGUCUUCAGAGUCAUUCACAGAAGGUCAAGGACAGACAGGGUCCCAAAAGUGAAAGAAAGAGUAUGUGCAGGAUCUGUCAGGGCGUCCUGGGGCAAUUUCCCACCCUGCGAAGUAAGGGAUAUAACAAAAUACCCCUCUAGAGGGCAGUGUUGCCCACUCAUUGCAGGAACUGGUACACAAAGGACCGUGAACUUAAUGCAAAUUGACCUUUGUUACCUUCUCUGAAGACUGCUGGCCUUGUUUUUUUUUUUUUUUAAUUUAUUUUAAGUUUGUUAUUUAAUUGCUGUUUAUUAUUUGCAUUUAAAUGUAUUUAAUCACCAUGCCACGUUUAGAAAAUAAUAGGAAUAGCAUGUUUCUGAUCGGGAGGCUGUGGAGGCUCUUUUCAGGAGAUGACGCUGAGUUUUGCCUUCCUAAGGUGGGGCAUGACUUGGAAAUAGCAUUGCUCUCCUUGAAUAAGUCUCUCUCCAGGAGAGGGGGAAUUUUAUUUUCUAGUGAUCUGAGUGAUCCUUUUAGGUAAAUGUGGGAAGUUCUGAAUAGAGAGACCACAGACGAAUUUAGGCUUCCCAAUGGAGGUUUGACUUGCGGGCUAUAGAAAGGAUGCAAGCAUAUUUAUCCUGAAGGUACUUCGCCAGCAAAUAACACUUGACCUGAAAGGGAACCUAUUUUGUUCGGGGAGGAAAAGAACCCAUUAGAGUCAUGAGAGGGAGGCACUCAGACCAGGGCAGCCUCAUGUCUUGUGACAUUAUGUCUUGUGACAUUAUGUCUUGUGGGUGAUAGGCAAAUAGCUUAUGUGGUGAUGUGUUAUACUUUAACUUUGGGAGCUGUAGGGAAUCACAAGCUGUCUCUAAGAAAAUACUUACCAUUUCUUCAAUUUCCAUUCCUACAGCCAUAAUGUUGAAAAUAUGUUGAAAAGCCUUUGGGAACCACACACCCAACACUUGGCUGUGUUAUUUAGUUGUUUAACAUGCUUUAAAUUUACCCGGUCUACCCCCAUGUUUCCCAGUGGUGGCAGAAUGUCUGAGGAACUGUAAUCUCAGCGCUGGGGAGAGAGCUUAGUGAUUCUGUGUUUUUAUUUCUCCUAUAAAUUGCAAUUGAUCCUUGUUUCUUUUGAAGCUGGCACUGGUUUCUUUUUAAACUGGUAUCAUUUCUUAGACCACCUUGUACGAAUGCUAGCAUUUUAGAUCACCAGAAUGUACUUUACAUCGUCGUCUGGGUUGUGUCUCAAAAGCACAACUACUCCCUGACUCCAUCUUUUAUUAAUGCUUAAGUUUGCAUCAUAGUCUUCCAAUGGGUGGGUUGUUCCCUAGAAAUUAAUUGGAUAUUUCAGGAAGCAACAGGAGCAACAGCGGCAGCAAAUUUUCCUAUCAUUAGGGUAUUUUGGGGGAUAUCAAAGUCAUAAAUUCCCAAAGUUAUCAUUUCAGUAGCCCCCCUUUACAUCUAAGGAAGAGUGUCUACUUUGGAACAAUACUUUGCACAUUAUAGGAGCUCAAUACAUGCAUUUAAAUAAUUUAAUGGACUGCUUAGCUAUAGUAUUAGAAUUUAUUGGUAAUGAAAUGUUAUCCAUUCUUUUCUGGGUCUGAUAUAAAAAGCGGAGCCUCUACCAGGAUUUAGCCAAGUCCAGUUAAAUGGAUCCUAGAGACAAAUACUUAUUUAUUUCUUUUGGGGGAAUGCAAAUAAGGCUUUUCCUUAAGGCCUUCAUUCUGUAAACAAACAGAUCGAAAUGGUAUGUUGCAAAAGGAAGAAGAGAGAGGAGUAUUUAGAUUACAAAUGUACUUCAGAAAAAUGUCCAAGCUUGAAAAAUAAAAAUUUUGUUCUAAGAUUUAA
Messenger RNA from Lutra lutra (Eurasian river otter), 4041 nucleotides. It is a transcript of the gene APOLD1, whose product is annotated as apolipoprotein L domain containing 1. Gene Ontology annotation, biological process: lipid transport; lipoprotein metabolic process. The record is from RefSeq and is a predicted model, not a curated record. The coding region runs from base 258 to 1004 and encodes 248 amino acids. The transcript is spliced from 2 exons. Gene Ontology annotation, cellular component: membrane; extracellular region. Gene Ontology annotation, molecular function: lipid binding. NCBI's taxonomy places the organism in Eukaryota, Metazoa, Chordata, Mammalia, Carnivora, Mustelidae.